Molecule: messenger RNA, 1544 nt
Organism: Prosopis cineraria
Lineage: Eukaryota; Viridiplantae; Streptophyta; Magnoliopsida; Fabales; Fabaceae
Product: protein JINGUBANG-like
Exons: 2
Coding region: 233-1528 (431 amino acids)
Molecular function (GO): protein binding
Source: RefSeq, a predicted model, not a curated record
UAAGGAUAGCAAUGGCCCACGUGGAAGCCAUGGGAACUAGCAGUAAUCUUCAUUGCUUAUUAAACCAUUCAGCAGUGUACAGCAUCUGCUAUAAUACCACACGUCAUCAUAACCCGCUUCCACCACCACUUUUAAUUUCAUAACCAUCGAGCUUCAUUCAUAACCAACACCACCACUUUCUAAUAAUCUUUUGGCACUGAAAAACAAGAAGACGACAAGAUCAACGGCCUCAAUGGACUCCUCCAACUCAACAGAUGAUCCCACCCCAUCCUUUUCUUUUAGAAGCACAACUCAGAACACCUUCUUGAGAAGCCAUUCCACAAAAGAGCCUCCUUUCUCAGGUUUCCUUCACUCGCCGCCUCGCCUUUCGUGUCCUACGCUUUCCCGAAGCCUCCAAGCCUCCCCUCUUUCCUCUCCUCUCCAUCCUCAUGCCACAAAGCUCUCUGAUUCUGAUGAACCCCAAACCAGAUACCACUGUGCCUCCUCUGUUCUCAGAAAAGAUGGUCAGAUCCUGUCCAUUUCCUUGUCAAAUGGGUUGGUCUACACUGGUUCAGAUUCAAAUGUUAUUAGGGUCUGGAAGCUUCCUGAAUUCACAGAGUGUGGACAGCUCAGAACAAAGGCUUGCAGGGUGGUGGCAAUAGAGGUGUCCAAUGAUACAGUUUAUGCAGCCUAUGGGGAUGGAAAGAUUAGGCUUUGGAGAAGAACACGGGAUAGAGUUUUGAAGCAUGUCCGUUUCGGAACUAUCCCAAAGAAAUCUAGUUCCGUGCGGAGUUACAUCCUCGGCAGAGACAAGACAAUGAAGCAUAAGGGGCAAAUCACGUCAAUGGCAAUCAACACGGCAGAGGACAUAAUAUACACAGCUUCAAUUGAUAAAACAGUGAAAGUAUGGCGAAUCCCAGAACUUAAAUGCAUUGAGACAAUAAAAGCACACCUUGAGCCCAUCAACGUCGUCAUCGUGGGUGACGAUGGAGUUCUCUACACAGCCUCCGACGACGCCACAGUCAGGGUUUGGAGGCGAAAUUUUUGCAGCCAUGACAAGCCCCAUUCCCUCACAGUAACCCUGCACGCAAAGUCCUCCCCAGUAAAAGCAUUGGCUCUAACCUCCGACGGAGGUGUGCUGUAUGGUGGCUGCUCCGAUGGCUACAUCCAUUUCUGGCUAAAGGGUUGGUUCGCCGGCCAACUCCAAUAUGGCGGUUCAAUCCAAGGCCACACACACGCAGUGCUAUGCCUAGCCAGUGUGGCAAACUAUGUAGUUAGUGGUUCAGCAGAUUCAACAAGCAGGAUAUGGGAAAGAGAGCAAGAUGGUCAACACACUUGUGUAGCAGUUCUGGUAGGUCAUAGGGGACCAGUAAGGUGUAUAGCAGCUCUUUUAGGAGAAAGAUUUGGAGAAGAUAGUGAGGAUACUUGUAGGGUUUGUACUGGAAGCCUUGAUGGAGUCUUGAAGCAUUGGCGUGUCGCAAAAACCAACAAGUGGGAUAGCAAUCAAUGUUCGUCACAAGAUGAUGGCGGCAAGUAUUUCGAACUUUGAAAGAGUUUCAUAACUA